AUGGAUCAGAGACACUUUGCUUCUGAAUUGCUCAAAGGUCUCGAUGCCUCUGUCAAGGCAGAUCUCGAGCCCGACCGAAUCACCAAAGUUCAAAUCUUAGCCUUGAUGCACCUACACAACGACGGUCUGAGUGGCUUGGAUCGCUCAUCGGGGUAUCUUUCUCAGGCUAUAUCUGAAGCAUGGGCAAUAUCACUACAUGUGAAAGUUCCCGUCAAUUCCGACCAGGAGCGCUGCGACUUUUUGUGGUGGACACUACGAAAUUUUGAUCGGCUGAACAAGCCCGUCAUGGGCGCUGCUCCGUUCAUGAUUGAUGAUACAGACAUUGGAGUUGCACGCAUUGCUCCCCGAAAGGACCACUACCGAUCUCAGCUGAUGGCCAUAUCUCUUUCCCUUGGAGAUUUGAUGAAAACGGCAACUAGGAUCUACAAAGCUAGCUCAACUGCAACGGAUGAUGACUCUAAUGUAUUUCCGACAUUCUCUGAGGUGACCACUGAGAUUUGCCUGGAUGGAUUCCAGAGAUCCCACAGAUUGUACUUGCAGAUUUGGUACCAUGUCGCCGCUAUGCUCUCCUGUCGCUAUAGCGGGCCGAAGAGCGUCCAGUAUCAGCGACGUCUAUCUUCUGCUGAUAAUGUACUCCGCAUCGUCUGUCUUGAAGGGCCUGCGAAUCUCCCGCCUCUUCCUCUUAUACCUUAUGCUAUGUCAAUGUCUACCACGGUGAUCUAUCGAGCUCUUAGGGAUGGCGAGCGAGUACCAGAAGAAGCGCACAAAGAUCUUGGGGCAUGUUAUGACAACCUCAUCAUCCUCAGUCAACUUUGGACCAGUGCGAAAGGAGUAGCCAAAUUAGUGAGGCGUUUGCAACAAUUUACCAGGCCCAGCGCCCCUCCCAUUCGAACCACAGAGGGUGCCCCAUGUACUUGCGACAACACACAUCAACACGAAGACAUUACUAGGAGCCCCAUCAGCAACUUGAAUAACCUACAGCGACCAACUCAGGGUAUGACUGGAAGCUCGGUGUUACCUGUUUCGAGCCUGGUGCAGCCUAGUGAGGUUUUUCUACCGGAAAAUUACGCAGAUAAUGAUGACCAAUCGGGUACACAAGCUGGUUCUUGGUUUGUUGACGGGCUAUCUUACUCUCAUUUCGACAGGGCCUUUUACGAUUUCUUCGAUUAUGGUAUGCCCAGCCUUUUUCGCGAUUUGGCAACUUGGGAUUUUCUCCAAACAGACGCAAACGACGAUACGGAAGUUUCACCGUCGUAG
Colletotrichum scovillei is the source of this 1257-nucleotide messenger RNA. RefSeq lists its product as uncharacterized. Bases 1 to 1257 code for a protein of 418 amino acids. The transcript has 2 exons. Lineage: Eukaryota; Fungi; Ascomycota; Sordariomycetes; Glomerellales; Glomerellaceae. The record is from RefSeq and is a predicted model, not a curated record.